AUGGCGAAGGAGGAGGAUGAAGAGAAGAAAGCCAAGAAGGGGAAGAAGGGGAAGAAGGCCCCAGAGCCGGAGAAGCCCAAACGGAGCCUGAAGGGGACGUCGCGGCUGUUCAUGGGCUUCCGAGACCGCACGCCCAAGGUUUCCAAGAAGGGCCAGUUCCGGAGUGCGUCGGCCUUCUUCUGGGGCCUCCACACCGGCCCGCAGAAGACCAAGCGCAAGAAGAAGGCGCGCACGGUGCUCAAGUCCACGUCGAAGCUCAUGACGCAGAUGCGCGUGGGCAAGAAGAAGCGGGCCAUGAAGGGCAAGAAGCCAUCCUUCAUGGUCAUCCGCUUCCCCGGCCGCCGCGGCUACGGCCGCCUGCGCCCGCGGGCCCGCUCCCUCAGCAAGGCGUCCACCGCCGUCAACUGGCUCACCAGGAAGCUCCUCCUCAGGAAGGCCGAGGAGUCGGGCAGCGAGCAGGCCGCGCUGGACGCUUGGCUCCGGCGGCCCGGCCCCCGCGCGGGCUCCAGCAAGCUGCCCUUCCCGUCGGGCGCCGAGAUCCUGCGGCACGGCGGCCGCCUGCGCCGCUUCCCACGCGGCAGCAGCAUCUACGCGUCGGGGGAGCCCGUGGGCUUCCUGCCCUUCGAAGACGAGGCCCCGUUCCGGCACGCGGGCUCCCGCAGGUCCCUGUACGGGCUCGAGGGCUUCCAGGACCUGGGCGAGUACUACGACUACCACCGCGAGGGCGACGACUACUACGACCUGCGGUCGCUCAGCCAGUACGAGGAGGAGCAGGCGCCCUACGCGGCCGGCCACGGCCCCUACGGCCUGGCCUGGCCGCCCUACGGGGACUACCUCCGCGGAUUCCCGCCCCACGACCCCUACAGCUACUACCACCCCGACGUCUACGGCGGCCCCUUCUACACCACCUACGGCUACGAGGACUAUGAGCCCCCCUACGCUGCCCCGGCCGGGUACGGGGCUCCCUACGGCUACUACGACGGCUACGGGGGCGAGGCAUACCCGUACGGCCACUCCCUGGACCCCUACACGCCUCUCGAGGCGCCCUACCCGCCCUACGACCUCCAGUACGGGGGGCCCUACACGGACCCCUACCUGGACCCCUACGGCGCCACCUACGGGCGGGGCGUGUACGGCGGGGACCAGGCCGUCUACGCGCCGGAAGCGCCCCACCUCUACCCCGAGGAGCCGGCCUUCGCCUACCCCUGGGUGCCGCCGCCCAUCCUGUCCCCCCACAACCCCUACGCCCACCCCAUGGACGACAUCGCGGAGCUGGAGGAGCCUGAGGAGGCGGGCGGGGAGCGACCCCGCACGUCCUUCCGCCUGCCCAGCGCCGCCUUCUUCGAGCAGCAAGGCAUGGACAGGCCGUCCAGGUCCAAGCUGUCCCUCAUCCGCAGGUUCCGCCUCUUCCCGCGGCCCCAGGUGAAGCUGUUCGGGAAGGAGAAGCUGGACGUGCCCCUGCCCCCCUCCUUGGACAUCCCUCUGCCCCUGGGGGACGCGGAUGAAGAGGAGGAGGAGGAGGAGCUGCCCCCGGUGCCCGCGGUGCCCUAUGGCCACCCCUUCUGGGGCAUUCUGACCCCCCGCCAGCGGCACCUCCAGCGCGCCCUGUCGGCCUUCGGCGCCCCCCGCGGCCUGGGCUUCGGCCCCGCGUUCGACCGGCCGCCGCCUCGCCCGGCCACCUCCCUGGCACGCUUCCUCAGGAAGACGCUGUCGGAGCAGCCGCCGGCCCCGCGGCCCCGGGGCAGCCAGAAGGCCCGGCUGGGCGGCCCCGCGGCGCGCGAGGCGGCCUACAAGCGUUUCGGCUACAAGCUGGCGGGCAUGGAUGCCGAGCGGUCCGGCACGCCCGUCGUGCUCCGGCGCGCCCAGGCGCGGGCGCGCAACAACAACAACUCCCACGGCGCGCCCGGCCCCGCGCCCGCGCAGCCCCUGCCGCACUGGAGCGCGCUCGCCGCGCCCCCGCCCGCGCCCUCGGGGCCGCCGCUGUCGCCAGCCUGGGCCGCCCCCGCGCACGUGCCCCUCGCGCCCCUGCCCGGCUGGUGGGCCUUCGCCGAGCCCCCGCCCGCGCGGCCCGAGCUGCCUCCCGAGCUGCUGGCCGGCCCCGGCCUCGGGCCCUCCUUCCGCGGCUCCCGACGGCCGGUUCCAUUCGGCCUGCCCGGGCCCUCCCCGCGGGCGUCGCGCAGGCGGGCCUGGUCGCCCCGGCCCUCGCCCCAGCCUUCGCUGAGGAGCCUGCCCGGCCUGGGCUAUCGCUCGCCCACGGGGCUCGCCUCUCCGCAGCCCUCCAUCCGCUCCGGCCCCUUCCAGCCUCCCUUCUCGCCCCCGCUGCGCCGCCCGCACUCGCUGCGGGAGCCCAUCCCGCGCCGCGCCUCAGCGCGCCUGGGCCCACCCCGCUCGCCGGUGCUCAGCUCCCCGCGGCCGGGCUCCCCGCCAGCCCUGCUGGGCCCCAGCGCCAGGAGUGGCUCACUCAACCUGCCGUCACGCCUCCCGCACACGUGGCGCCGUCUCAGCGAGCCCCCCACCAGGGCCGUGAAACCCCGCGUGCGCCAGCCCUUCCACCUGCCUCUGGGGCCUGGGGCCUGGCCGGCGGCUGCCCGAGAGCCCCGAGAGAAUCAGCCAGAGGAUGCAGAGACACCCUGGACAGUGCCGCCACUAGCUCCCAGCUGGGACGUGGACAUGCCUUCUGCUCAGCGGCCCCCUUCGCCCUGGCCAGGAGGUCCCAGCAGCCGCCGAGGCUUUUCCAGGCCAUCCCCAGUGCCGGAAAACCCCUUCCUCCAGCACGUAGGCCCAGUGCCGUCCCCUGCUUCCCACUCGGAAAACCCAGCCUCUGACUCCACCAGUGUCAUCCUGGGCGGACACCAUGAGCCAGGUCCCGGACAGCUGGUCAAGUCCGCCCGCCCCAACCCAGGGAAGCCAGAGGAGACUGCCCCACCUCAAGAGGUGGAAGGGGACUCUCAAACGCCGAAAGAACCUGAGUACCCCGACCAGUCACCCCCCAAGGAUUCUCACCCAGAGCAGAAGGCACUAAGGCUCAGCCUCUCCCAACCACUGGCCACAUAUGACCAGACAAGGGCCUCAUGCCCCCCAUGGCGCCGCUGGGGGACACUACCCAGUGUUCUGGCCCCUUUGGCACCCACUGGGACCCCAGCCCCCCUGCCCAAAGCAGGUGCGCAGCAUCGGGCAGUGCCCAGUCGUUUCGCUGUGGUCACGCCUCAGGUGCACAAGGUGGGUUCUGUUCAGAGAAUUGGUGCCGCCCUGCAGCCCUCUAUCCAGCUGCCCCAGGCCUCAGGACCUGGCCCCAAGCCGAGAGCCUGGAAUCUGCUCUGGUCCUGCCUCUGGAUGAGAGUGAAAGCCCACCAACCUUUUCUGCAAGGACCCUCCAACCUCAAGUCCUGCAGCCUGGGCCCGGGAACUUCCUGCCUGCCCCAGGGGAGCACCUGGGAAGAGAUUGGUCUCAAAAGCUGGAACAAGAUGCACUCCAUCCGCAACCUGCCGUCCGCGCGGUCCCGUGAGCAGUGCAGCGAGGAUGGUGUGGAGGACAUGACACAGCUGGAAGAUCUCCAGGAGGCUACUGUGCUGUCCAAUCUCAAGACCAGAUUUGAACGGGACCUCAUCUACACGUACAUCGGCAGCAUCCUGGUGUCAGUGAAUCCAUACCGAAUGUUUGGAAUCUACGGGCUGGAGCAGGUGCAGCAGUACAGAGGGAAGGCCCUGGGAGAGAAUCCUCCGCACCUCUUUGCAAUUGCAAAUCUUGCCUUCGCCAAAAUGCUUGAUGCCAAACAGAACCAGUGCAUAAUCAUCAGUGGAGAGAGUGGCUCUGGGAAAACAGAGGCCACGAAGUUGAUUCUACGCUACCUGGCCGCCAUGAACCAGAAACGAGGCAUCAUGCAGCAGAUAAAGAUCCUGGAAGCUACACCCCUCCUGGAGUCAUUUGGUAAUGCCAAAACUGUCAGGAACGACAACUCAAGCCGCUUUGGGAAGUUCAUGGAGAUCUUUCUGGAAGGGGGUGUAAUCUCUGGUGCCAUAACCUCCCAGUACCUCCUGGAGAAGUCCAGAAUCGUGUUUCAGGCCAAGAAUGAGAGGAACUACCACAUUUUCUACGAGUUGCUGGCCGGCCUGCCUGCCCAGCUCCGGCAGGCCUUCAGCCUUCAGGAGGCAGAAACCUACUACUAUCUUAACCAGGGAGGGAACUGCGAGAUCUCAGGGAAGAGUGACGCCGAUGACUUCCGCCGGCUCCUGGCGGCCAUGGAGGUGCUGGGCUUCAGUGGGGAGGACCAGGACAGCAUCUUCCGCAUCCUGGCCUCCAUUCUGCACCUAGGCAAUGUGUACUUUGAGAAGUAUGAGACAGGUGCCCAGGAGGUGGCCUCGGUGGUGAGUGCCCGUGAGAUCCAGGCUGUGGCGGAGCUGCUGCAGAUCUCCCCCGAGGGCCUGCAGAAGGCCAUCACCUUCAAAGUGACCGAGACAAUGCGAGAAAAGAUCUUCACGCCCCUGACCGUGGAAAGCGCCGUGGAUGCCCGGGAUGCUAUUGCCAAGGUUUUGUAUGCUCUGUUGUUCAGCUGGCUCAUCACCAGGGUCAAUGCCCUGGUGUCCCCACAGCAGGACACGCUGUCUAUUGCCAUCCUGGACAUCUAUGGCUUUGAGGACCUGAGCUUCAACAGUUUCGAGCAGCUGUGCAUCAACUACGCUAACGAGAACCUUCAAUACCUUUUUAACAAGAUUGUCUUCCAGGAGGAGCAGGAGGAGUACAUGCGGGAGCAGAUAGACUGGCGUGAGAUCACCUUUGCCGACAACCAGCCUUGCAUCAACCUCAUCUCGCUGAAGCCCUAUGGCAUCCUGCGCAUCCUGGACGACCAGUGCUGCUUCCCACAGGCCACAGAUCACACGUUUCUGCAAAAGUGCCAUUACCAUCAUGGCGCCAACCCACUGUACUCCAAACCCAAGAUGCCACUGCCUGAGUUUACUGUCAAGCACUACGCAGGCAGAGUCACCUACCAGGUGCACAAGUUCCUGGACAAGAACCAUGACCAGGUGCGCCAGGAUGUGCUAGAUUUGUUCAUGCGGAGCCGGACUCGGGUGGUGGCACACCUCUUCUCCAGCCACACCCUACAGACCCCUCAGCGCCUGGGCAAGAGCAGCUCUGUCACCCGGCUCCACAAGGCACACACAGUUGCAGCCAAGUUCCAGCAGUCACUCCUGGAUCUGGUGGAAAAGAUGGAGCUGUGUAACCCCUUGUUCGUGCGUUGCCUGAAACCUAACCACAAGAAGGAGCCAGGCCUUUUUGAGCCCGAUGUGGUCAUGGCACAGCUGCGCUAUUCGGGGGUACUGGAGACUGUGCGGAUCCGAAAGGAGGGCUUCCCGGUGCGACUGCCCUUCCAGCUCUUCAUCGACAGGUAUCGCUGCCUGGUGGCCCUCCAGCAUGAUGUACCUGCCAGCGGGGAUGUGUGUGUGUCGGUGCUGAGUCGCCUGUGCACAGUCAUGCCAAACAUGUACCGUGUCGGCAUUAGCAAGCUCUUCCUGAAGGAGCACUUGCACCAGCUGCUGGAGAGCAUGCGGGAGCACGUCCUGAACCUGGCUGCCCUCACACUGCAGCGCUGCCUCCGAGGCUUCUUCAUCCACCGGCGCUUCCGCUCCCUACGCCGCAAGAUCAUCCUGCUGCAGAGCCGGGCCCGGGGCUACCUGGCCAGGCAGCGUUACCAGCAGAUGAGGAGGAGUCUGGUAAAGUUCCGGUCCCUGGUGCACACCUACGUGAGCCACCGGCGUUACCUCAAGGAGCUGAACAAGCGGGAGGUGGUGGCCGUGGGGCACCUGCAAGUCCCAGCGGAGCUGGCCAGGCUCCUGCGAGCAGCAGCAGGCAUCGGGCCGACCCAGGUGCCCCAGGUGUGCCCUGUACGGACUCCACGGCUCCAGGCUGAGCCCCGUGUCACACUGCCCCUGGACAUCAACAACUACUCCAUGGUCAAGUUUGUCCGAUGCCACUUCAAGGAACCUGCUUUCGGGAUGCUGACAGUGCCCCUGCGAUCGCCCCUCACACAGCUGCCCAUCGAGCACCACCCAGAGGCCAUGAGCAUCUUCCAGCUGAUUCUACGUUUCAUGGGCGACCCCCACCUGUGUGGUGCCCAGGAGAAUGUCUUCGGGAACUACAUUGUGCAGAAGGGACUGGCAGUGCCUGAGCUGCGGGAUGAGAUCCUGGCACAGCUGGCCAACCAAGUGUGGCACAACCCCAAUGUCCACAAUGCUGAGCGGGGCUGGCUCCUGCUGGCCGCCUGCCUCAGUGGCUUUGCACCUUCCUCACGCCUCAACAAGUACCUGCUCAAGUUUGUGUCUGAUUACGGGCCUCAGGGCUUCCAGGCUGUCUGUCAGCACCGCCUCAUGCAGGCCCUGAGUCAAACUCAGCAGCAUGGCUGUAGAGCUGCCCGGUCUUUCCCCCCGACCCAGCUUGAGUGGACAGCGAUCCAGGAAAAGGCCGGCAUGGUGCUGGACGUGGGCUGCUUCAAUGGUGACCAGUUCUCCUGCCCGGUACACUCCUGGAGCACGGGGGAAGAGGUGGCUGGAGACAUACUGAGGCACAGGGGGCUGGCAGAUGGCUGGCGGGGCUGGACAGUGGCCAUGAAGAAUGGGGUGCAGUGGGCAGAGCUGGGGGGCCACGACUACGUGCUUGACCUGGUGUCGGACCUGGAGCUGCUCCAGGACUUCCCAAGACUGAAGUCUUACUUCAUUGUGGGUGCAGAAGGGCCCGUGGCGGGCAGAGAAGGCCUGAGAGGGGUGUUUGGGGACAGCUGGCACCUGGAGGAGGACAUGCCCACUAAGCCCCCAGACCUGGGGCAUGUGGCUGGAGGUGCUGACACUGAUGGGUGCUGCAGCCACCAGGAGGACGACUCUAGAAGCCUCAGAGAGCCCCCUGUACCCCAGAAGGGGCUGGACUGCUUCCUGGACAGCCUCUUCAGCCCUGUGCUCUCCUGUGGGGACGCGGACCUGGAGAAGCCAACAGCCAUUGCUUACCGCAUGAAGGGUGGAGGCCAGCCUGGAGGAGGCGGCAGUAGCAGCACUGAAGACACCCCCAGGAGGUCCCCAGAGCCAAAGCCAAAGCCAAUCCCAGGCCUGGACGCGUCCACACUGGCUCUGCAGCAAGCCUUCAUCCACAAGCAGGCUAUGCUGUUGGCCCGGGAGAUGACCCUGCAGGCCAUGGCGCUGCAGCAGCAGCCGCUGGGUCCCACCUCCAAGCCCUCCCCCACAGAGAGACCCCUGCCCCUGGAGGCGCGACUGAAGUUUGUGGGGAGUGGGUCCCCUGCCAAACCGGUGCUCCUGCGCACUGCCCCACAGCCCACAGCCCCGGCCCCCCUGACCAAGGCCUCCAAGCCCACCACAAAGCCUGUGGCUUCCCCCAUUCUUGUGCAGGAUCGAGCUGCACCCGAGGCCACCUGCCCCUCCCCGGAGCUGGUCCGCUACUCAACACUCAACUCUGAGCACUUCCCACAGCCCACGCAGCAGAUCAAAAACAUCGUGAGGCAGUGCCAGCAGCUGCCCAGGACAGGCCGGCCUGAGGCCUUCAGGAAGGACGGUGGGAGGGUGUUUGUGAAGCAGCCAGACCCCCAUGAGGAAGCCCUGAUGAUCCUGAAGGGGCAGCUGAGCCACCAGACAGCAGCUGCUGGCACCCAGGUGCCCAGAGAGGCCGUGGCCCUGGUGAAGCCAGUGACCAGUGCUCCGAGGCUGCCCAUGGAGCCCGCUCCAGGGCUUCCCCUGCGGUCACUGGAGCCUGAGGAGGAGCCUGUACAGACUCAGCUGCACCGCCUCAAUCCCAACUUCUACGGCUACCAGGACACCCCCUGGCGGAUCUUUCUACGCAAAGAGGUGUUCUACCCCAAGGAGAGCUACAGCCACCCCGUGCAGCUGGACCUCCUGUUCCGGCAGAUCCUGCAUGACACGCUCUCCGAGGCCUGUCUCCGCAUCUCCGAGGAAGAGAGGCUCACCAUGAAGGCCCUGUUUGCCCAGAACCAGCUAGACACACAGCAUCCCCUGGUGGCCGAGAGUGUGAAGAGGGCCGUGGUCAGCACCGCCCGGGACAGCUGGGAGGUCUACUUCUCUCGCCUCUUCCCUGCCACGGGCAGCGUCGGCACCGGAGUGCAGAUCCUGGCUGUCUCCCACACUGGCAUCAAACUCCUGCAGAUGGUGAAGGGGAGCAGGGAGGCCGGUGGGCAGCUGCGGGUCCUGCGUGUUUACAGCUUUGCCGAUAUCCUGUUUGUGACCAUCCCCUCCCAGAACAUGCUGGAAUUCAACCUCUCCAGCGAGAAGGUCAUCCUCUUUUCAGCACGAGCCCAUCAGAUUAAGACCCUGGUGGACAACUUCAUUCUGGAGCUGAAGAAGGACUCCGACUAUGUGGUGGCCGUGAGGAAUUUCUUGCCUGAGGACCCGGCACUACUGACCUUCCAUAAGGGCGACAUCAUCCACCUGCAGCCCCUGGAGCCGCCACGAAUGGGCUACAGUGCCGGCUGCGUGGUCCGCAAGAAAGUUGUGUACCUGGAGGAGCUGCAGCGGAGAAGCCCAGAUUUUGGCUGGAGGUUCGGAACUGUCCACGGGCGUGUGGGCCGCUUCCCAUCAGAGCUGGUGCAGCCCGCAGCUGCCCCUGACUUCCUGCAACUGCCCGUGGAGCCAAGCCGGGGCCGGGCUGCAGCAGUGGCCGCUGCGGUGGCCUCCACCAUGGCUGCCCGGGAGGUGGGCCGCAGGAGGGAGGGCCCCCCAGUCCGGGCUGGCUCCGCAGACCAUGGGGAGGAUAGCCUGGCUCUUCCUCCAUACUCAAUGCUGGAGUUUGCCCAGAAGUAUUUCAGAGACCCCCAGAAGAGACCCCCGGACUGCAUCCGGCUGAAGACCAGAGAGGGACGCGAGUUCAGAAGCCUGGAGGACAUGCUGUGCUUCACCAAGACACCGCUCCAGGAGUCCCUCAUUGAGCUCAGCGACAGCAGUCUCAACAAGAUGGCCACCGACAUGUUCCUAGCCGUGAUGAAGUUCAUGGGUGACGCCCCGCUGAAGGGCCAGAGCGAGCUGGAUGUGCUCUGUGCCCUCCUGAAGCUGUGUGGAGACCAUGAGGUCAUGCGGGAUGAAUGUUACUGCCAAGUCGUGAAGCAGAUCACGGACAACACGAGCGCCAAGCAGGACAGCUGCCAGAGAGGCUGGAGGCUGCUGUACAUCGUGGCUGCCUACCACAGCUGCUCCGAGGUCCUCCAGCCGCACCUCACUCGCUUCCUUCGUGACAUGAGCCGGACCCCAGGCCUGGCCUUCCAAGGUAUCGCCAAGGCCUGUGAACAGAACCUGCAGAAAACUAUGCGCUUUGGCGGCCGCCUGGAGCUCCCCAGCAGCAUGGAGCUUCGAGCCAUGUUGGCGGGCCGCAGUUCUAAGAGGCAGCUCUUUCUUCUUCCUGGAGGCCUUGAGCGUCAUCUCAAAAUCAAAACCUGCACGGUGGCCCUGGAUGUAGUGGAAGAGAUUUGUGCUGAAAUGGCUCUGACACACCCCGAGGCCUUCAACGAGUAUGUCAUCUUCGUGGUCACCAACCGAGGCCAGCACGUGUGCCCACUCAGUCGCCGUGCCUACAUCCUGGAUGUGUCCUCAGAGAUGGAACAGGUUGAUGGUGGCUACAUGCUCUGGUUCCGGCGCAUACUCUGGGAUCAGCCACUCAAGUUUGAGAAUGAGUUGUAUGUGACCAUGCACUACAACCAGGUCCUGCCCGACUACCUGAAAGGCCUCUUCAGCAGCAUGCCCGCCCGCCAGCCCAGCCAGCUGCAGCUACAGCAAGUGUCCAAGCUAGCAUCCCUGCAACACCGGGCCCAGGACCAUUUCUACCUGCCCAGUGUGCGGGAGGUCCAGGAAUACAUUCCAGCACAGCUUUACUACACUGUGGCUGGCUCGUCCUGGCUCAGUCUAGUCAGCCAGCAUCGGCAGCAGACGCAGGCCCUCAGCCCCCACCAGGCUCGAGCCCAAUUUCUGGGACUUCUCAGUGCUUUGCCCAUGUUCGGCUCCUCCUUCUUCUUCAUCCAGAGCUGCAGCAACUCAGCUGUGCCAGCCCCCUGCAUCCUUGCCGUCAACCAUAAUGGCCUCAACUUUCUCAGCACAGAGACCCAUGAACUUGUAGCAAAGUUCCCUCUGAAAGAGAUCCAGUCAACGCGGACCCAGAGGCCCACGGCCAGCUCCAGUUACCCCUAUGUGGAGAUUUCUCUGGGGGAUGUGGUGACCCAGCGCACCAUGCAGCUGCAGCUAGAGCAGGGCCUGGAGCUGUGCCGUGUGGUAGCUGUGCAUGUGGAGAACCUCAUCAGUGCCCGGGAGAAGCGGCUUACACUGCCCCCCAGCGAGAUUACCCUGCUCUGACCCCGCCCCCAGCCUUUGCCAGACCCCAGAUGCAGCUAGCCCCCAUGGAGUGACCCCUGGAAGGGCCCAGAACCUUGAGGGGACACCAAGGAGGAGCAGCCAGGUUCUAAGAAACCCGAGGAGCCUGAUGCAGAGCGAAGCAGCAUCCAGCCUGCACACUGGGCUCCAAUGGCAAGGCCUCGCCAGCAGCCCUGGCCUUCUCCUUGCCCCAGUCUCAUGGGUGGGCUCCAUGCAGCCCACCACCAGAGAGACGAGGCCACAUACCAGUGCCCUCUUCAUUGUAGGGUUCCCGGUAGGUUCUGCAGUUCAGAUCUGCUCCAGCUCCACAUGUCAGUCCCUCAGGGCCCCACCCCCACCCCCAACCACCUGGCUGCAGCUGAGCUUGGAUUCCUGAGCCUCCAGCCUGUUCUGUGCAAAUAAGAGGUACAAGAAAGGUCAGCCUAGCAACCCUUCCUCCUUGGAGCUGCCGAGUGACUGGGGAAAACAAGCCUGGGGGAAGAGGCUAGAACUGGGGGCCCACGUGCAAUUCCGCCCCCCCCCAUUGCCCAUGAGGGGAGCUUACUGCAGAGACUCCUGCCCUUACCUCGACACACCCUGUCCCUCCACUCUGCAGUCCUCGAAGAGCCCCAGGCUGCUGCCACUGGGUGAGCCACAUAAGGUUUGACAG
Molecule: messenger RNA, 11014 nt
Organism: Sorex araneus (European shrew)
Lineage: Eukaryota; Metazoa; Chordata; Mammalia; Eulipotyphla; Soricidae
Gene: MYO15A
Product: myosin XVA
Exons: 65
Coding region: 1-10347 (3448 amino acids)
Cellular component (GO): cytoskeleton; myosin complex
Molecular function (GO): protein binding; ATP binding; cytoskeletal motor activity
Source: RefSeq, a predicted model, not a curated record